Acaulospora morrowiae is the source of this 2973-nucleotide messenger RNA. The record is from the annotation of a GenBank genome assembly. Lineage: Eukaryota; Fungi; Glomeromycota; Glomeromycetes; Diversisporales; Acaulosporaceae.
CAACAUCAAUUAAUGGCGGUGCUAACAUUAUAACAGCUCUAGGAACCAUUAUCAAAGACUCUGCAUUUGGUCACAAGCAAUGGAGGGUUCGAGAACAGAUUUUACAAUGGGUUGUGACGUGCACAAAAAAAAUCACGGAUUUUUCUUUACGACCAUGGGUACCAUACAUGGUGAAACUGUUAGAGGAUCCACAUGAACAUGUGAGAGAAACUGCAAAAGACACAAUAAUUUCACUGUUUAGUGGUGCCGCAUCACAUGCAAAAUCAGAUUUGAAAAGAGAACUUCAAGAGCAGUCAAUCCGCUUGGGUAUUGUCGACUAUAUUCUUACAAAGGUGUAUAGCAACCAAACAGCAACGAACGAGGAACAUCAUGACAAUCACACAGAUGCAGGAACUGAGUUGGAUGAAGAUGAUUAUGUUAAUGGUGAGGGUAAUGACGAUAAUCCAAAAUCAGCCGAUUCUUUUGCAAGACCUAAUAGUUCUACUGGUAGUGAAAUUGGUGUUUUAUAUGUGGACAGUGCCAAAGAACUAGAAAGGGAGUUUCAAAAUAUAUUAACGCCUUUUCAGGGGAAAGAAUCCGAACAAAAUUGGUUGAUUCGUGAAAGGAAUAUCAAUAGGCUGAGGGGUCUGGUCAGAGGUGAAGCCUAUGUGAACUUUAAAGAAACAUUUAUUAAUGGGCUUAAGUUGACAAUGGAUGGCAUUUUAAAAUCGCUCAAUAGUCUGCGUACAACUCUUACCCUGGCCAGUGCAGGUCUUAUAAAAGACUUGGCAGUACAUUUAGGCCCUGCGAUUGAUCCUUUUGCGGAUAAUAUUUUGGCCAAUCUUAUCAAGAUGGUAUUGUCAACAAAGAAGAUUGUUGCACGGGCUGCAUCUGUCUCAGCAAAUGCUCUUUUGCAACACGUAUCAUAUCAUAAUCGCUUGGUCACACAAUUGUGGAAUGCGAUGGACGAUAACAAUAAGCAACUAAGAGAGUAUGCAAUUGGAUUUGUAAAGACUGUCAUAAAAUCGCAUGAAAAUAAAAAGGAUGUUAUGGAACGAUCGGGGGCUGCGGAGAUGUUAGAAAAGUGUGUACGUAAAGGUUUAACUGAUGCAAACCCUAAAGUGAGAGAAACAUGUCGGGAGGUAUUUUGGGCGUUUUACGAAAUAUGGAUAGAAAGAGGCGAAAGAAUUCUAAAGAAUAUUGAACCAGCAGUAAAGAAACAAUUGGAGCGCGACAAACCAAAAACCAUAAAUUUGACAUCUCCUGUACAACCACCAACACCUACCACAUCAAGCCGAGGGCGUACCCGCUCUACAAGACCUCCGAGUAUUGCUACAUCUGAUAGUGGGAUGAGUGAUAAUUACCCUGUGCGUGUUGAAUCUGCUUCAAAGGAGGAUCAUUCAAGAUUAUCGGCAAAAACGCCAACUCCUAAAUUACGUGCGAAGUCACCUGCUCCGCAUAAGAUGACAAGGAGCAAAUCAGAUGCCUCGAAAUCUUUAAAAUCACCAUUGCUAUUACCUAAUAAAUCCACGUCGCCAAACGCAACAACUGUUCCAAAACCCCAACCUCGUAAGUUGACAGUUAUUGAGCAAUUAGAGCACAGCGAAUGGACUACACGUAUUGAAGGGAUUUUAAGUGUUGCACAAUUGGUAGUAAAAAGGACGUUGGAACCACCAUCCGGAAAGCCGGGAGCUCAUGAUUUUAAAAAGGCACUGCUUCCACCUGAUGAUGACUUGAGUCCACAUUUAGUAAAUAUAUUAAACGAUUCGAACAAUAAGGUACUUGAGACAUUUUUGGAACCAAAUGUUUUUGUAGAAGUGGCAAAAGUCGUGAAACUUGAAAUUUUAUUACCAAAAGUUCUCUUGCUUGCAAGUGAUGAAACGAGGCCUGAGCAGGCAGCAAUUGUACAAAAUUUCCUUCCUAGAAUUAAAUCUGAGCUUGGCAGUGAAAAAUCUCUAGUAGCACUUAAUAAAUGCCUUUUGAUACUAGGAGGUUCUGGAACGGCACCCAGAAAACUAGCUGCUGUUUUUGGUUUUACACCACCCCAAAAGCGUAAAGUCAUAAAUGGAAUUCUUAAUUGGUUCAAUGAAAUAAUUGAACCGAAAGUAGAUGAGGCGGAUCAAAAUGAUGGGAAAGUUAAAGGAUUCUUAGGAGAUCAGGAAAAGUAUAAGUUACUUGCUAAUCGUCUUAUUCCAAUGGUGACAAUGACCAAAGAAAAAUCGGAAAAUUUUAAGCCUCUUAGUGAUCUUUUGAUCAAUUUACAUAAGAUAAACGCAGACAUUUUUGAAGAAGUUUUAUAUACUUUUGAUAACAAGGCAAUAGAUGCAAUUGGUGAAAUAAUUGGUUGGGAGGAUGAAUUGAAGGAAGCCGAAAGUGAGGUUCUAGAAGAAGAACGACAAAAGAUACUAGAGGAACAAGAGCGACAACGAGAGAAGGAAGAAAAACAGUUGCAAGAAAUUGAAUAUGAAAAAGAAUUACAAAGACAACAUGAAAUAGAAAUCGAAAAACAACGAGAAAGGGAAUUGGCAUUGCAACGCAAACUUGAACAAGAACUCCAGCUCAAGAUAAAGCGUGAACAAGAACGCGAACUCCAGGAACAACGUGAACGUGAACUUCAAGAACAACGUGAACGUGAACUGCAAGAACAACGUGAGCGUGAACUGCAAGAACAACGUGAGCGUGAACUUCAAGAGCAACGUGAGCGUGAACUUCAAGAGCAGCGUGAACUUCAAGAUCAACGUGAACGUGAAUUACAUGAACAAGAACGUAUGCUCCGGGAACGUGAAAUGGAACGUGAGCGGGAGUUCCAGAUGAAGCGCGAACGCGAACUUCAAGAAAAACGCGAAUAUGAAAUCAGAAUGAAACGCGAGCGUGAACUUCAAGAACAACUUGAUUAUGAACGGGAACGAGAACUAAUGGAACAAAGAGAAUAUGAAAGGACCAGAAAACCAUCUCCUUUGCAUCGAGUGCAAUCAUUGUCCUUAUUGCAGUCAA